Messenger RNA from Ixodes scapularis (black-legged tick), 797 nucleotides. Its product is annotated as nicotinamide N-methyltransferase. Gene Ontology annotation, molecular function: N-methyltransferase activity. Gene Ontology annotation, cellular component: cytosol. The record is from RefSeq and is a predicted model, not a curated record. NCBI's taxonomy places the organism in Eukaryota, Metazoa, Arthropoda, Arachnida, Ixodida, Ixodidae. The transcript has 3 exons. The coding region runs from base 1 to 774 and encodes 257 amino acids.
AUGAGCAACGAGGAAAUCAGAGAACGGUACGUCCGAGACUUCCUGCCUCGAGUUUCCGUGAAGAAGCUAGGAGGUCGCACUGGUGUCCGCUCAUUCUACCAGAGGGAGCUUCAUUCUAUCUUUGCUUCUCCGGUGUCCGAGUCCUGGCGAACGCUUCUGGAAGUUGGCUGUGGGCCCACGGUUGCCAACAUCUUUCCGGCGACGAGAAAGAUCCGUAGCAUUGUCCUCAGUGACCUGGUACCAAGAAACAUAGAGGAAGUAGAGAAGUGGGUUGAGAAGGCACCGGAUGCCAUGGACUUGUCCUUCAUGAGCGAACCAUUGGCCAUCUUGGAAGGAUACAAGGACGCGAAAAUAGGAGUCGAGGACAUCGAAGAAAGGACGCGUGCGGCCGUCAAGAAAGUGAUUUCCUGCGACGUGCUGAACCCGAGUGUCCUUCCAGAAGGACACAGGGAAGCCUUCGAUGUCGUCCUAUCGAGCCUGUGCCUCCAGUCUGCAAGUCAAGACGAAACCAGCUAUCAAAGGGCCACUCGUAACGUCUCAAGCCUGAUCCGCAAGAGAGGGCACCUGAUACUGUGCGGCAUUGCCGGAUCGACAGACUACACUGUUGGCGACGUUACCUUCCCCGAAGUUUGCCUUUCUAAAGCCAUGGUGGAGGAUGCACUGAGCAGGUCGGGGCUUGAGAUCAAACGCUGGAGCUCACUUGACAACCCGGUCUCAUCUGAGAGUCAGAAAAGAUGGGACUUCGCGUUUGUCGUCCUAGCCGAAAAGCUUUAAAAAGCCGUGACGAGAAUAUAAAG